Canis lupus familiaris (dog) is the source of this 2660-nucleotide messenger RNA. RefSeq names its product NUMB like endocytic adaptor protein (gene NUMBL). The record is from RefSeq and is a predicted model, not a curated record. NCBI's taxonomy places the organism in Eukaryota, Metazoa, Chordata, Mammalia, Carnivora, Canidae.
GCAGCGCUCGGGGAUCCGGGCCCAGCCGGGGCCGCGGGAGGCGGGGGCGCCCGGGCCCUGGAUGUCCCGCAGCGCGGCGGCCAGCGGCGGACCCAGGAGGCCUGAGCAGCAUCUGCCCCCAGCCCCCUGUGGGGCCCCGGGGCCCCCCGAAACCUCCAGGACGGAGCCAGAAGGGGCGGGCACCAUGAAUAAGUUACGGCAGAGCCUGCGGCGGCGGAAACCAGCCUACGUGCCCGAGGCAUCGCGCCCCCACCAGUGGCAAGCGGACGAGGACGCGGUGCGCAAGGGCACGUGCAGCUUCCCGGUCAGGUACCUGGGCCAUGUGGAGGUGGAGGAGUCCCGGGGGAUGCAUGUGUGUGAAGAUGCUGUGAAGAAGCUGAAGGCGAUGGGCCGGAAGUCCGUGAAGUCUGUCCUUUGGGUGUCGGCUGAUGGGCUCCGAGUGGUGGAUGACAAGACCAAGGACCUGCUGGUAGACCAGACCAUCGAAAAGGUCUCUUUUUGUGCCCCUGACCGCAACCUCGACAAGGCUUUCUCCUACAUCUGCCGUGAUGGGACCACCCGUCGCUGGAUCUGCCACUGUUUCCUGGCACUCAAGGACUCUGGCGAGAGGCUGAGCCACGCUGUGGGCUGUGCCUUCGCGGCCUGCCUGGAGCGGAAACAGCGCCGGGAGAAGGAAUGUGGGGUCACAGCCGCCUUCGAUGCCAGCCGCACCAGCUUCGCCCGUGAGGGCUCCUUCCGUCUGUCGGGGGGUGGGCGGCCCACUGAGCGAGAGGCGCCCGAGAAAAAGAAAGCAGAGGCAGCAGCUGCCCCAACUGCAGCUCCCGGCCCUGCGCAGCCUGGGCACGUGUCCCCGACACCGGCCACCACAUCCCCUGGUGAGAAGGGAGAGGCAGGCACCCCGGUGGCCGCAGGCACCAGUGCAGCCGCCAUCCCCCGACGCCAUGCCCCCCUGGAACAGCUGGUUCGCCAGGGCUCCUUCCGUGGGUUCCCUGCACUCAGCCAGAAGAACUCACCUUUCAAACGGCAGCUGAGUCUCCGGCUGAACGAGCUGCCAUCCACGCUGCAGCGCCGCACUGACUUCCAGGUGAAGGGCACAGUGCCUGAGAUGGAGCCUCCUGGGGCCAGUGACAGUGACGGCAUCAAUGCCCUGUGCACACAGAUCAGUUCGUCUUUCGCCAGUGCUGGGGUGCCAGCGCCAGGGCCACCAGCAGCCUCAGCAGGGACUUCUGCCUGGGGUGAGUCCUCUGUGCCCCCUGCAGCUGCCUUCCAGCCUGGGCACAAGCGGACCCCUUCAGAGGCCGAGAGGUGGCUAGAGGAGGUGUCCCAGGUGGCCAAAGCACAGCAGCAGCAGCAGCAACAGCAACAGCAGCAGCAAGCAGCUGCGGUGGCCCCCGUGGCUCCUGCCCUGCAGCCCUUCCCCGCCCCCGUGGGGCCCUUCGAUGCGACACCUGCCCAGGUGGCCGUGUUCCUGCCGCCCCCACACAUGCAGCCCCCAUUUGUGCCCGCCUACCCGGGCCUGGGCUACCCGCCCAUGCCCCGCGUGCCCGUGGUGGGCAUCACGCCCUCACAGAUGGUGGCCAACGCCUUCUGCUCAGCUGCCCAGCUCCAGCCCCAGCCCGCCACCCUGCUCGGGAAAGCUGGAGCCUUCCCACCACCGGCCAUGCCCACUGCUCCAGGGGCCCAGGUCCGCCCGCGCCCCAAUGGGGCCCCCUGGCCUCCAGAGCCGGCCCCAGCCCCGGCCCCUGAGUUGGACCCCUUUGAGGCCCAGUGGGCAGCAUUAGAAGGCAAACCGGCCGUAGAGAAACCUUCCAACCCCUUCUCGGGCGACCUGCAGAAGACCUUCGAGAUUGAACUGUAGCCCGAGCCGCCCUGCCCACCUCAGCAUCUCCAGGUGCCCCGCACCUGGGAGUGGAGGCCCAACCUCUCCCUAGUCCCGCUCCCUGGAGCUGCGCCCCCUCAACACCCCCUCUAGCCCCUUCUUUUGACCACCCCCACACACAACCACUACAGAACCGACGUGCGCCCAGAUUGCAACAGGAUGGAAUUCAGGGAUGGACCUGGCCUGGCUAAGGGACCCAUUUCACUGCCAGACUUUGGCUGGCCAUGCCCUUCCCCCACUCGGCACCCCAGACACAGCGGGAUGGCCACAGUCCCCUCUCCCUCCAGUGGAAUGUCCUCUGUUCAAGCGACAUUUCCCAGUUUCUGUUGUUGACCUUCCACCUUCCGGUGUUGGGUGGGAUAGAAAAGGGAUGCCUGCUUAGGGGCCCUUCUGAGCCCCAUAUGAGGGCCCACCCCAGGUCUGGUCAUCCCCUCCCAUACACAGCACAAGCAAAGGGCUUCCCUCUGCCCAUCUGCUGCGUUCACUGCCAAUGCUGUGCCCACCCCCGUCACCCCACUCCCCCCGCUUGGGGGCCCACAUCUUCCUUGGGCCAAGGUCUCAUGGGGGCGGGGGGCCAAGUUGGGGGCCCAGGAGGUGGGGUAGGGGGAAGGGGAAGGAGAUGCUCAGUUACCUCACGUCAGUGCCCGCUGGGGAGGGGUCCGGGACGAAUGGGGGGCGCCUGGCGGGUACUUUUCUAUCUUUUAUUUCCAGAUUUUUUUGUAUCUAAACUUACAGAUUUGUAUUAUACAAGGACAGCCAAUAAAGGAAGACUAUAAUAAUG